CUGAAGAUCUCAAACUCCACGCGCAUCACACCUCCAAACUUCACUGUUUCACCAUGUCACCCGGAGAGGUGAAUGGGGGAUGUAUCUCAUUCUGUUCAGAGAAGGAAAGCACUCCUGAGCUGACAGCAGAAGAAGGAACUUUGCUGCGCUGUGGACAGACCCUGCCAGUUCAGCCUGGAGCCCAGUACCACCACAGCAGCCACUGUGAACCGCCCACACAGAACCUUCACCUGCAGGAAAGCCCCCAUCGAGACGCCAGGUCUGCUGGCUUUCAGACGGCUCUCAGCUCGUCAUCUCUGUCUGGUGGCGUCAAUGGUUGUCAUGGGUUGCCGUCGUACCCCAUCAAACAGGAAGGCUACAAGCUGGGAUCAGCCCUGGGUGACUUUUCAGGAGGGAUGGGAGCAGGUCACAGGGAAUUGGACCGUCCGAGCAUUGGCGGCGGCGGUGGAGGCGGCGAAGGUAACUUAGCAACAGUUCUCUCGUUGUCAGCAAUGGCGGUGACUGUGUAUCCAUUUAAUAAUGAAGAUGGCUCCUCCCUGCUGGCUUUGUCCCCGAGCUCGCGUCACUCAGCAAGGCCGAACGCGAGCGGACUGAAGAGACGCUGCCUCUCAGUGGCCUCCCAGUCAGCCUCGGAGGGAAUCGAUAUUGCCGCAAACAUCUGCUCCUCCCAGAUGUCCUGCGUUAACGGCCUGCGCACCAAUUCGUCGUCGCCUACUGCCGCCACGUUCUCCCACAAGCCUCUCCCCAGCCCUCAGCUGCCAUCACCUUCCACUUCGUCCUGCCUCCUACCUCUCUCCUCUUCAUCCUCGUCCUCCUCGGUGUCAUCUGUGGAGCAUUGUGAGGACGCGGGCUCCAUGCAGCCGGGACCCGGCAUGGGUAGUAGCGACGGACUUGGACUUCUCAUACAGCCCGGCGCUGUGCUGGACGGCUGUACGGCGACGCUGAAACAGGAACCAGUGGAUGAGUUCUCUCCAAGUGAGGAGGAGCUCUUUCAGCAUCACUAUCACUAUCUGACGAGCCACGGAAGCCACUGCGGUGGGCAUUCCCACCAUCACCACCACCAUCAAACAGGCCCCCCACGGCCGCCCAUGCCCCCUCCCUACCACCUGCACCAGUACAUGGGCUCCGGCCCAGGUGCUCUACUGCAUCUUCAGAGCCAGCAGCAGUCUCCACCCUCAGGCCUGCUGGCACAACCCAAACCCACAGGCCUGGUCGAACAGCAGGUGGGCGACAGGGAGGACGUAUUUAGCGAUAAGCAGGUAUGCCGAUGGAUUGACUGCAGCGCGGCGUAUGAGCAGCAGGAGGAGCUGGUUAGGCAUAUCGAGAAGGUCCACAUCGACCAGCGCAAGGGUGAGGACUUCACCUGCUUUUGGGCCGGAUGUGUCCGGCGCUACAAACCCUUCAACGCCCGCUACAAGUUGCUCAUCCACAUGAGGGUUCACUCUGGAGAGAAACCUAACAAAUGCAUGUUUGAAGGGUGUAACAAAGCUUUCUCACGGCUGGAGAAUCUGAAGAUUCACCUGCGGAGUCACACAGGAGAGAAGCCGUACCUGUGCCAGCAUCCGGGCUGUCAGAAAGCAUUCAGCAACUCCAGCGACAGGGCAAAGCACCAGCGCACACAUCUGGACACUAAACCAUAUGCGUGUCAGAUCCCAGGCUGCACUAAACGCUACACAGACCCCAGUUCCCUCCGUAAGCAUGUGAAGAUCCACUCCGCCAAAGAGCAGCAGGUGCGUAGGAAGUUAAGGGCCUGCCCCCAUUUAGAAUCAGAAGCUCUGAGCGAAUGUCUGUCAAUCCAGCAUCUUCAUGGCCCCGCCCCUUCCCAGCAUCCCCACUGUCCUGCCACCUCCCAGCACUGUCUGAACGGGAAAGAAGGCCGUUCCCCAGUACUCGGGCAGGAGAUAUUCACAGGCCUGUAUGCCGGCUCCAGCACGACACACAAUGGAGCCCCACUUGAGUUGCUCUCUUCUGGACCUGACCUGACCCCCAGGCAGCCCCACCUGGACCGCGACAUUGGCAGCCCCCACCAUCUCUCCCCGCUGUCUGGCCUCGAGAACACCCGGGAAGGGUUAUCCGGAGCUCUGCUGUCUCCAGGGAUCAGUCUGCUUAAGGCCACCACGUCUCCUCCACCAACACUAGAGAAGCAACAGAACUCCUCCUCCAGCCAGCAACACCUCCACACUCACCAGAAACCCUACACCGCCUUCCACAACCUGCCUUCAAGUGAGGAUUACCGUGGCAAUUUUCAGAGCUGUUUCCAUUUUGGCGACGGCUACAGAAUGGACCAGUCCAUCAGCGGCGGCCAUCAACCUGCAGAGUCCCACAGCUUCAACACAAACCAACACAACGGCUUCCACAUGAGCUGUUCCACCAGCACCUCUUCCACAGUGUUUUUCAAAUCUGCAAAAAUUGGGCUGUACCCUCAAAGAGACAACCUUGUCUUCCCUUCAUGGGUGCACAUUAGUAGCAUAAUUAAUACCUCAAGGUUUCAGCUUGGUGCCGGACAUCAUAGGAUCAGGUUGCCAGUUCUCACCGGGCACAGAGGAGAGUGUUUUCUUUCAGGUGGGCGGCUUCGAUCGCGGCUUGAGCCAAAUGUCGUCAGUGUACACAGAAACAUAGGACCAGCUUGCCUUGUUGGCCAUCAACACAAUUGUCUUCUUUCAGACCAAAACUCUCUUUUCUUUUAUCUAUGCAGUUUCAACCUAUCAAGAGUUUAGAUUUUUUUUUCCCUCAGAAUUUGUCUUUUGUUCCCUGAAAUGCAUAGUUGGAUCACCUCAAUUGGACUGAAAUAUCUGCUUCCUUGACUACGCGAAAAGCUGCUAUUCCACAGCAACGAAGGUUAAAUGAUGAGGGGUUUGUGUUGUGGCGUGUUUAUUUGUGGAUGUUAUGAAAUUGUGCUUUUUUUCCACAGUGUUUUGAAAGAUAUGUUCAAAAUCUCAUGAGAUACUCCCUUGUCGUCAUCAAGGCAUCACUAGUCUUAAUAAAUCCAGCUGGUCAGCUCAGAUCCUAUUGUGACUUUGUAACGGUUUGAUAGAAACUUCAGAACCACCACAGCUCAUCAGUGAUGAGUUCCACAUUUCCCUCUCAGAGCUCUUUUUCGGAUUUGUUGGCUGUUGUGUUGGAAACAAUUAUUUAGUGUUGCUGUGUUUUGUCAGUGAAUGUUUGCAAAUGUUUGUAUUGCUUUGUCAUUUGGUUGUCAUCAUCCCAGAUAAACAGAGUUCUUUAUUUUGUAAUGGUUGAUGGCUUUAAUAUCUACCACACUUCAACGUAUGUAUAAAAUGUACAGUUUAAUAUUAAUAAUUGUCAAUCUCUGAAUCUCUGAAAAUAAAUGACUCUUGAAUAUUGCGGUCUAAUGCUCAUCAUUGUAUAUUUUAGAGCUGUGGUAAUUAUGUUGACUGUUUAACUAAAUAAAUAUGGUGUUACUCAGACUCAAAUAUCAUUAAAUUCAGUUUAAACACUAUGAAAUAUACUGGAGAAUCAAAUUGCAAGAUAUUUUGCAAAUGAUUUGCAUAUGUUCCCUUUACUUUUAAAAGUUUAUUGGAACUAGUCCC
This is a messenger RNA of Sinocyclocheilus rhinocerous, 3551 nucleotides long. Its product is annotated as zinc finger protein GLIS1-like. Bases 54 to 2717 code for a protein of 887 amino acids. The transcript has 11 exons. Gene Ontology annotation, biological process: regulation of transcription by RNA polymerase II. Gene Ontology annotation, cellular component: nucleus. Gene Ontology annotation, molecular function: RNA polymerase II cis-regulatory region sequence-specific DNA binding; DNA-binding transcription factor activity, RNA polymerase II-specific. NCBI's taxonomy places the organism in Eukaryota, Metazoa, Chordata, Actinopteri, Cypriniformes, Cyprinidae. The record is from RefSeq and is a predicted model, not a curated record.